CUGCUCUGUGGUUUGUUGCCACAGGCCGAAUCAGGUGGCAGGUUACAUGGAGUCAGUGUAAUGUUUGACUGUGUACAGUAGAGGAAAGCAGUGGGUGUGAAACCUAGCCCAUAAUGAUCGUUGCCAAUCAUGGUUAUAAGCCGCCUUCCUCUUGCCAAUAUAAACCGGACACAGCACGCCUAUGCUAAAGUUGUUUUGCUUUCGCCUUGGCUAGGAUGCCUAUCGGUUUGUUAUCCCUCUCAAAAGGCUGUGAGGUCUUGGUCUUCCGAUACUCUGAGGGGAGAUAUUGGACGCACCCUGCCCUCGCACAAGCCUGUGCUGUUUCACACACGCCACCGUUUCGCUUCAUAGGCCAGUCGUGACUGUUUGAGUGAGGUUAUCAUUAUGCCCCGAUCGUCUAAAUAUAGAGCACUUUAAGGCAGAUAGGGAGAUGGCAGCUGUCUGUGUUAAUGGCACUUGGACCAUUUCGCUCUGGCAAAUGGGCGGUGGUAGCAGGAAGAGAACUUGUGUUGGAAACCUUUCUGGUGAAGGACAUGGCUGAAAUGGUAGAGUGGCAACAGUAAAUAUAUCGGUUCAAAAAAGGGGUUGACAAAUGAUGUUUCUGGAUGUUCUCUUCUAAAUGGUUCCUGUGCCUUUGUUAAAGCUCAUUGUGUAUAAACACACCUUCGCAGGGAGAACUGCAGUCUGUGAUUGGUGGAUCUAGAACCGCUUGUCACCUCAUGCCUGACCUCAUAACUCUUGCAGGGUACCUUAGUUAUUAGAACAUUAUUUUCAUGUGGCUCCUUUCAAAGUUUCGAUAUGUGCUCCCUGGCACAAGGUGUCCUACAAAAGCUGUUAUGAUAACGUUGGUGUUCCUAGUAUGUGUGUGAUGAAAGUGACUAAGAGACAGGAAAAAGGCACUCUCACAUUUCCAGGAGAUCAACCACGAGGUGUACCUGCAGGGAGCCAUGGAGCAACAAUAUCUCAGUGAAUUCAGGCAUGGAAUGCCAGCUCAAUUUCCCAAGGCCCCGAAAUGAAUCGGUGGUUAAGGGAGCGUUUGACAUUUUCGAAAGGGAGAGGCUAUGUGUAGGAAAAAGAAGAUCGCUUCUCUGUUAACAGGCAUGGGGGUUUGAAACGGUGUGCUGAUUUCACGUGCGACCGUUUUUUGUUUUUUUUUCCCCUAGCCUCUGUAAGCAGAGCAGCUGUGUGAAAUGCAAGCACUUCAAACAACCUUUGUUUUGACCCUCUACGGUUUUGGGUAGAUCAUAUCAGAAGAAACAGAUCAGAAGGUCAUAUCAGCAGCAAACUAGCCAAGCGCAUGCACUGCUCUGGGGAGAUACGAACAGGAAAUGAGCUGCCAUGCAGAUCAGGCUGCGCUGGAGGGUGAAAUGUGUUCUGCAUUGGGAGCUGUGGGUUUUAAAUGCCGUUGUUUGUUUGUUUGGGUGUUUGUUUGGUUUUUUAAAUUGGAAUGUUUCAGUUCCACGGGAUGAUUUGGAAAGAUCUUGAGUUCAGCCAAAGUUCUUACCAGUCUGCAGUGGGAGAGGAUUCACUGGAAGCUGUUCUUCUGCUUCAUUCAGAUAAUCAUGAUUAUCUUGAUUUAUGCUUCACAUAUUUAAAAAAGGCCUAAUGCGUUCAGAAGCCUGUCUUAUGCUAUAAACAUGAUAAGGCCACACCCUUGUGUUGUCAUUACAGAGGCAUUAUGUUUAUAAGAUAGUGGCGGGGCACCCACAGAUGACUAACUCUACCUUUUGGGGUGUCUUGCUCACGAUAACUGGACUACAUUAUAACAGUAGCAGUGAUUAUAUAAAUCGAUGGCUUAGCUGCUUGUCUCCCAUUGACCGGUUUACAGCAUGCCGCAAAGCUGUGGCUCCAUGAAGCAGCCACCCACACAGGGCUGGAUGGGUUCCACACAGGGCUGCCAAGAUCACAGCAGAUUUCUGAGGACGCAUUGUUUCUGACAGGUUCACCGGGGCUCUUGGGGUGGAAUGGGGAGCUUACGUGGUCCUGGUCAGGAGACAGGACUGGAAGAGAAGAAGUCUGGGGGAGAGUUUUAGAACAGGGGAAUAUGACCGGUGAACUGAUGUCUGCGUUUGGCAAAGCACCUUGUUGACAUGGUUAUACGGUGCCCAAUGUAAGAAGGACUUUUGUCAUGUUAUCAGGUAGCGUGUAAAAAGAAGCCCCUCAUAUCUGUGAAUUUAUGCCUACAGUCAUGCUAGAGUCAUGCUAAAGCCUGGAGUAUGAUGUUGUCACAGGUUAGUACAUGGGUGUUUAGAUAGAUCUUAGAUAAUAAUGAUUUUUGUUCUCCUCGAUAAAACAAUGACUGUAUACACAAUAUUUUCUCAGUGUUGUCUGUUUUGCCCCCAAGUGGCGUAGUCUUUGAGCUGCGACAUACUGAGAUUUGUGUGUGUGUGUGUGUGUGUGUGUGUGUGUGUGCACGCCUAUCUGUGAAUGAAACAAAGUCUUUGAUUAAGUCAUUAAUACACAUAUACUACAUAAUGUAUGUGGAAUUAACACACAUACAUUCUAUAGUGCACAAUGCCAUAAAUGAUAAAUCAGUAAAAACAGGUGGCUAUUCUAGAUGAACCUGAUUAUAUCGUACAUAAUGCUGAGUCUGAUUUGUUUAAUAACAAUGCCAAAAAUCGACUAAUCGCCUCCUCUUUCAGGAAAUUAAGUCCAGUAGCAUAAUAGUAGCAGCUGAAUGAAGAGAGCUGACAACGCUCCCAGUGUGUCUUAGAACCUUCCACACCACACCUAACCCUGUAGCGGACUAGCUGACCAUCAUACCUGAACCACUUAUCUUCACCUUGUCUCUUCCUGCCUUUCCUCACCACCCAUGCCUCUGAGGACCCCUGAGGGAGCUGGUCUCCACAGUGCCUGUGUAGAAAUGAACUCUCUCUCGUGUGGUUUGAAAAAGAGGAAGAGGAGGAGGAGGAAGGAGGACACCCUAAGGGCAGCAUUGCAUUCUGUUUGCAGGUGGAGCACGCUGGGACUCGCACGUAUUACUUCAGCACAGAGAGCGUAGAGGAGCAGGAGGACUGGAUCAAAGCCAUGAACGAGGCUGCCAGGUUCCACGUCUCACCUCCGACUGGGAAGAACUUGGACGACCAGACCCACGUCGCAGAACCCGAUGGCCACUUCCGGCCCGACGCCGCUGCUCUGAGACAUGAACAGCAGGAGCCCACCAAACACGGGGUCAACGGGGCGCGGACGUCCACCCCCACCACCCCCCUGCCCCCGGACUCAGACAGCCGGACGCGGGAGAGACUAGGGCUGCCUCCCCAGCACCCCAACGGAUGGGGCAGCUACGGUGUGCCCAACGGGCCGAGCUACACCUCCCAGGAGACCGUACGGGAGGUGCGGGAGGUGCAGCCUGAGUCCCAGGAGAACACGGUGCUACGGAGGGGAUUCGUUCCCCGCACGGCCCCCGAGAGGCUGGCUCAGAGGAAGAGCUCCAUGACCCAGCUCCAGCAGUGGGUGAACCAGAGGAGGGGCGUGGCCACCCAGGAAGACCUGCGCAGUCCAUCGCGGUACUACACGGUGAACCGAGGCGUUUCGGCGGACUACUACGGCGGGUUCGCCGGGCCUCUGUAUGUGGAGGACUAUCCCCUCUACCCUCCUGGCGUCCGCCCCGACAGCAUCUGCUCGAUGUCGGCCGCGUACGACCGGAUGCCCCCGCGCUGGACAGCGGAGGAGAAGCGGCGCUCGCUGCGCGACGGCGCCCUCUACGGGCCUUCCCGAGAGCCACCCCGCGAGCCCCAGUGGGUGAUGGGCCCUGCGGCGGGGCCGCACCCUGCGUACUACACCCAGCUGGACUCCGCCCAGGGCUCCAUGAGGAGGCUGUCGCUACAGCCGCGCUCACGCUCCGUGCCCCGCUCGCCCUCAUCCUCGUCUGCAGGCCCUUACUCGCCAGGACCCCAUAACUUCAUCUCGCCUGCACGUUCGCCCAGUACCCGGUUCGACAGGAUUCCCGUCGGGCGGCUCCGGGAGGAGGGGCUCCACGCUGAUCCCUCAGCCUAUGGCAUUCGGAGGUCUCUUAGUUCCCCCAAGUACGAUUUUGCUGGUGACCGCCGAUCUCUCAGCCAAAACAUGUACUACAAUUACCCAGCCUCUCCCUCUCUACAUGGUAAAAUGGAGGACAUUUUAGACCUACAGCUCCAGAGGAACCUAGAGUACCUUGACCAGCAGGUAAUGGAGGGAGAUCACCUAAUCGGCAUGGUAACCAGAAUGGUUGGGCGCUCCUCCCCCAUGACAAAGCUAUUACCGCAAGUGCCUCCAUACCAUGAUGUCUACAGGGACUUGCAUCCCACACUGAAACUCAAUGAGAUUGAGACCAGUAAACUGCUGAAUCGUUUGUGUGAGCAGAGCAGGCCUCUGAAGGAGCAGGAGGCUGUCGUCCAUCGACUGCGCAUGGACAAGGAUAACCUGGAGUCUGCGCUGGUGGCCACUCACCAGGAGAUGGAGUUGUGCCAUGCCCAGCCACUGGCCAUGGACAAGCUGCAGCUGAAGAAGGAGAGCCUCCAGAACCAACUCAUCAGCAUCCGGGGGGAGCUCUCUCAGGCGUCCAGUGCACUGACCACCUCCAGAAUGGAGUCUGAAGCCCUGGAGGAUGAAGUAAACGCUAUUCACGGCGACCUGUGGGAGCAGCUGAAUGCUGGAGGACAGAACGAGAUGGUCCACCGACACUUGCAGAAAGAGUUCUGGAGAGUUCAAGAUGUGCUCGAGGGGCUGCACAAGACCAAUCCGUCCCGGGGCACAGACACGGCUAAACACAGAGCGAGCGCAGCGUCGGGCUCCUUCAGCACGAACAGUCCGGCGAGUCCUCUGAGCUCAGUGAGUCUGACCAGUCCCCUCGGCCAAUUCUCUCCGGUACCUGGGGCGCAGACGUCGCCCACCAAACAACUGGCCACAGAGGACGUUGGUCCUCCCCGGCCUCCACUCCCCAAGUCCUACCAGCCCUUGGAGUUGUCCCCGCCCAUGCUCCCUUCAGUCCCUCCCCUUCCCCACGACAGCAACUCCUGGCUCCGCCCCACGGAUACCCCCCAGGACCACGGAGAGCCCCACAGCCGAAAGCACAAAUACAGCUUAGCUGGAGACAAAGCCGGCAAUUAUGACUCAGAGCAAGACAAACAAGGCAACCUGAACAAAGUUGGUAUUGUACCACCCAGGACCAAAUCUCCCUCAGACGACAGCGAUGGCCCGAGCAGGAGGAAUGGGAAAGUAAGCAAUGGCCACAUCUCCAGGGAGAGGCCAAAGAGUGCUGUAUUCCCGGCCGAAGUGAAGUCGAAGAUGAGCGUGGAAGAGCAGAACGAGAGGCUCCGUCGGAACCAGAGCAGCUCAGUAAGGGACAAGAGACGCAGUCUGAACCUGUCCAGCGGUCAACACCUGGACGGCUUCAAACCCACCGUCAACUACAGAGUGGUGAGGCGGAGGAUGACAGCUCACGAGGUGGACAUAAAGGACCUUGAGGCGGCCGUAAGGGGUGAAGGGGUGGAGUCUCCCAGGGAAGAGAUUGCCCGCCUACGACGGCAGGUGGAGCCUGACCAGUAUGACAUGGACAUCGGAAAAGAGCUCUCGCCCCCGGACAAAGUGCUUAUUCCGGAGCGGUAUCUGGACAUGGAGCCGAACACACCGCUCAGCCCAGAGGAGGAGCAAGAGAAGCAGAAGAAAGUAGAGAGAAUAAAGACGCUGAUCGCCAAGUCAAACAUGCAGAACGUGGUGCCCGCACUGGACAGACCCGCGCUGGCUGUGGUCAACCCUGAGCAGCAGUUGCAGGAGCAGGAGAAACGAAUCGAGAUCUCCUGCGCCCUGGCGGCCGAGGCCUCCCGCCGCAGCCGUCUGCUCUCCGCCCAAACGGCCCCCAGUUUCCCCGACUCCCCAACCAACCUGGCCCCUCCCCCUUCUGCUGACUUCUCUGACUCCUCCCACAUCAUGAAGGUGUGAAAGUGUGAAGCUCAAACACUGGCUGCUGUCAAGAUCGAUCACGAACCCUUCUGAGCGCCAACAUGGAGACAUAACCGUGAAAUAAUGAUGCCCGAAAACCGAUCAUCUCCCACAGCCAGUGCAUUUACUUCAGCAACAACAGAGGGCGGAAUACGGUGAUUGGAGGCUAGGGACAUGCGGAAGUGACAAUCCCAGAGAUGCAGUUCGGACAUCCCUCUGAGGUAAAGCAGCCCCUCGCCUGGCCGCCCUGUCACACUGCACUCACGUAUUCCUCUCUCUACUGAGCCUCUGCUGAUGGCUCUUAACCUACAGCAUGACUGCACAAUGUAAACAACUAACGAGGCCGAUUUGAACCCCCCCCACCCCCGAGAGGGCGAGCAGCCCCCAAAAGGAAGCUACAAAACUAGCCAGAGAGUGGGACUUGUUUACACCAACCGUAUCUACUAUUUGUCAUAUAAAAGUGACUGAGGUAAAUGUUACGGUAACACUGAAAAUGUUACAGUAACACCAAAAAAAAAAGGGCUGGGAUCAGCGGAUCAGACGGCAAACCGCAGAAGUGGCAUCAGAGACACAAGUACGUCGUUAGCGGAUCAGCGACACAGGAACUGAAGGGGAGACGGUCGCGACACCCGCUGUGUCACAGUGGGGAAAAAUACGUCGGCCCCAGACUGCAGGGGAAAAGGAAGAUAGUUAUGACACAGCAGGUAGCAGGACCAGAUGGGAAUUGGCAGCACUGGAGCGAAGGCUUCGGGAAGUCGACCAGCUCAGCACAUCAGCAUGUCAGAACCAGCCUGGCACCUGGACGCGUUUCGAGAGGCAACCGCUCGCCCUCGUGAUCGUCCGUUGCUCAGUGAGAGACAUCCCGUUGAAGGAUGCACGCGUGGAGACGCCCGUCCACGCACCGGGGUGAGGAGACGGGUUAGGAGGCUCGGACGAAGGAGCCAGACCUCCCUCCUCCCCUAUACCCUCCUCCCAUUCACCUGCCUGUCAGAGGAGAUCAAGCCCAGCUCAAGACAGACUCACUGUGACUCCUGAACUCCUCUUUCUCCAGUGCCCUUCACUCCUCAUUCUUAUAGGGCUUACUGGGAACUGGGUAUCCCAAUCUCGGACUGUCUGGUACCUCCUAGCAUUGUUAGCACCACAGUGUCUCGACCGGUUUGGUCAAGAAACACAGCAAAUAUACGUAGAUAUAUCUAUACAAAAUACAUAUAUAUUGAUUUGAUGUGUAAACAAAGCCAUGUGGGCCUUCAUACUGCUUUUACUGCUAGGAUUUUAUUUAGUGAAAAUUGUACCUAAAAUGUGUGUGUGUGUGUGUGUGUGUGCGCGUGCACGUACGUGUGUGUGUGUGUGUGUGUGUGUGUGUGUGUGUGUGUGUGUGUGUAUGUGUAUGUGUAUGUGUGUGUGUGUCUAAUAGGAAUAUAAUUAAUAUUACCUAGUAGGCUAUAGAGUGAAAGGUGAAAAAAAGUGCCCUUAGAACUGUAAGUGUGCUAGUUGAAAACGUGUGUGUUAUGGGAUGAGGUACAGAGGGGGUGAAACCCAGCCUGUAUUAUGAUAAAAUGAGAUGAUGUAGCCCAUAGACCCCAUGUGAAUACAGUGCCCAGUAGAGUAACUCUGUGCCAGUGGGUAUUUCAUUUGGCCAUGUUUUCAUGCUUAGGCAAAAUGUGUUGUGUAAAUAUUUGAUGCAGAACUAAAUGAAAUGAGUAUUUUUCUAUUACUGAUGAAUACCUUUGACCUGUGUAAUCAAACAGCUUAAUUAUAGUGUAUUAGAAAGUAAUGCAUAAUUUGCCAAAACAUACAAAUCUCCUAUUUUCUACUGAUUCAGCAUUUUGGCUCUGUCAUUCAUACCCCCUCACUGAAACCUGACAUUUUUCAGCCAAGCUGUUAGAACAUCUUGUGCUUUUCCAGAAUUUUUGCUGUUUUUAUAAAGUAAGAAAAAUUCAUUUAUCACCAGUGUAGCUUUAAACUGUGACAUGUGUAUAGUACUCUGGUUUUAUGGAGAUAUGUUUCAGAAUGGUAUGCUUCUCUCUCUCUCUCUCCCUCACACACACACACACACCCCAUCACCUUUGGCAAAAUGAGGUAACAGAAGCACGCAAAUGUAUCUGAAACAGAAACAAACAGAUUAAUAUCCUGGAAUGGGUUUGUUGGAUCCAUAAAGGCAAGACAGUCCCUGACGAAUGGGGGUGGUCUUGGGGUAAGGGAGUUAUAUUUUUUAUUGUUUUAAAGAAAGGGACUAAUGAGGUCACCAAAAUGCAGAACAUAUUUUUCUAAACGCAUGGAUAUUUGAUGAACAAGAUAACUUCUGAUUGAUAAAAUCUCUAACAGAAUUAAGAGUGCUUUGCAUUUUUCACAGCAUGUGGAGAAUACAUUUAGAAUGUCUUUAUUUUGGUACUCUGAAGCAUUGUUUAGAAAGGCCCCGGUUAAGGAUCAUUUUAAAUUAAAACAUUUUUUUGGAUGAGUCAUGACAGAGGAGUCUAAUAAUUGGUUUAAAAAUGUAGCAUAUAAGGCUAACAAGGAUUAAACCCUGGUCUCUGUACAUAUUUUCAACCAAAUUAAAUCUUCAUAUUAACAGAUACUGUUGCUACUUUGAAAAACAAAAUACUGAAAAAAAGCUUGAACUAUGCAAAUCAAAACUGUCAAUAUGCUUGCUUUAGGAAUUUCCUCAUGCAAUAAAGUGAAUGUAUUCAAA
Electrophorus electricus (electric eel) is the source of this 8608-nucleotide messenger RNA. RefSeq names its product pleckstrin homology domain containing, family A member 6 (gene plekha6). The record is from RefSeq and is a predicted model, not a curated record. NCBI's taxonomy places the organism in Eukaryota, Metazoa, Chordata, Actinopteri, Gymnotiformes, Gymnotidae.